Lodderomyces beijingensis is the source of this 1779-nucleotide messenger RNA. NCBI's taxonomy places the organism in Eukaryota, Fungi, Ascomycota, Pichiomycetes, Serinales, Debaryomycetaceae. The record is from the annotation of a GenBank genome assembly.
AUGUCGAUGAACGAAAAUGACCAUUUGUUAAGCAAUCAUGAAACCUCAGACGAGUCCCACGCUAACCAUGCUUCGGCCGAGAAUGGCACGCGCGAGCAAGAUACCAGCUCAAUAAACUCAGAGACAAUGUUGGAGAGACAAGUCGAGGCAAACAAGAAGAAACCAUGGCUCGUGAGGCCGAGUGUAUACGGGGUCAUUUUCGUGGUUGGGGUAUUGACGAUGAGCAUUUCGAUGACUGACCCCACGCGUCAAAUCGUCUUGUUUAAGCUCGCUGCAAAUACCGUCACGGAGGAGCGCGAGGCAGCAGCGCUGGCGUCCAACUUGGUGUUAUCCUCCUCAAGAGAUGAAGAUGCAGCUGUGCAGAGUUUAGUUGCUACGUACAACCAAUUCCUUCUUGUUGGCUUGACUGUGAUAUCUUUGCCCAUGACGGCGAAAUAUGGAGAGCUCUCGAAUAUUUAUGGAAGAAAACCAUUCUUUACCGCGUUGGUGGUGACCUCGUUGGUGUCGCGUGUAUUGCAAUAUUACUUAUACCAGUUUGAUACGUUGCAUUUCAAAUCGUUGCUACUUGCCAACUACGUCCAGUCGCUAACUGGUGGCACGAAUAUUAUCUCGGCGUUGGCUAAUUCCUACGUGAGUGACAUCACGCUUCCUUCAAAGAGGACAUUUGCAUUUGGUCUUGCUAGCUCGGCGACGUUUGUUGGACAGUCUUUUGGUCCGCCCUUGGGGACGCUUUUGACUGAUUUUGCUAAACGAACCUCAAGUGGGGAGCAAAUGUUGGAAAAACUCCAGCACAUAACGUAUAGCGAAUGGUUUAUUUUGAGAAGCGAGGUCUUUAUUCAAGUUUUGUUGUUGAUUUACAUUGUGACCAUCUUUUCGGAAUCUCGCAACGAGGAAGCCAGAGAAAAGGCCGAGGAGGCCAUAUUUGAGGACCAUCAACUGCUGAACAAUAACAACAGCAGCACCGUUUUCGAAGGAGUUAAAUCAAAAAAAGCAGUGGUUGCACUUCGGGAGAUUCUUCUGUUUUUUGACAUUUUCAAGCCUUUGCGGUUGUUGACCUAUCCGUACUCCGUGGCGAGGGCAAGCUCUAAACACCGCUAUGUGCAGCUACGGUAUGCGGUGACUGGACUACUUGCAGUCUCAGUUCUAUACCAGGGCUUGAUUUUCGCCUUGAACAACUUGGUCAUGCAGUAUGGCAUUUUCAAGUUUAGCUGGACUGCCGAUGACCUCGCAUACUUGCUCACAAUCAUCUCCGUGUCACGAGCAUUUUCGCUAAUUGUGCUAUUGCCCUUUUUGGAAAAGACGGUGAUGAAGAAAAUCUUUAAAUUGCGAGCUUUAAACCUUCAGUUUGAUAUGAUCGAGUACUUGCUAUUGAUCAUCUGUUUGGGGAUUGGAUUUGUUCUGUUUGUCGCAUUCUAUGUGGUAAAAUCAACGCGAGCCUUUUUCACUGCCGUUGCAUUUUUCUCAAUCGAUGCAAUCAUUGGUCCCACGAUGGACAGCACGUUGUUGAAAUUCUACCCCAGCUCCAAAAGCGCGCUGUUGUUCUCAGCCAAUAUUUUACUACUCAACUUGGUUUGCAUUGUCACUUCGCCGGGAAUUUUGGGCAUCUACAAGGCGGCAUUAAGCUUCGGCGACGCUGCGUCGCCGUUCUUGUUGUACGCACUCGCGAUGAUCUUGUUUAUGAUGGCCGUGUAUGCUUGCAAGAGGGCGUUAAACCUUACCAGCUCGACGACAGACCAAAAACUAAGACAAACGGGCCAACAAAGUGACCAGGAAAGCUGA